AAUGGAACGUGUCACUAUAACCCUGCCACGCGAGCCGCCACCUGCUCCAAGUUUGUUAGGCUCCCGUAUGCCGAUGAAGCAGCCCUGAAGGAUGCUGUAGCCAAUAUCGGACCUGUGUCUGUCUCCAUAGAUGCGAGACAGCCUACUUUUUUCCUGUACAAAUCAGGAGUCUACGAUGAUCCACGAUGUGCUCAUGUCACGAAUCAUGCGGUUCUAGCUAUCGGCUAUGGCACCCUGGAUGGGAAGGACUUUUGGCUUGUGAAAAACAGCUGGGGUGAAUAUUUUGGUGACAAAGGGUACAUACGAAUGUCCAGGAACAAUGGGAACCUCUGUGGGAUUGCCAACCAAGGUUCUUAUCCACAAAUAUAG
Messenger RNA from Terrapene triunguis (Three-toed box turtle), 369 nucleotides. RefSeq names its product cathepsin S-like. Gene Ontology annotation, biological process: immune response. Gene Ontology annotation, molecular function: cysteine-type endopeptidase activity. The transcript has 3 exons. Lineage: Eukaryota; Metazoa; Chordata; Testudines; Emydidae. The annotation marks the transcript as partial. The record is from RefSeq and is a predicted model, not a curated record. Gene Ontology annotation, cellular component: lysosome.